GAGACGCCCUCCCCAGUGCAGCGGCUCACGGUGCAGGUGGGGACUCCUGGCUACUGUACCUGGCUGCCGCGGAGCAUGUGGGCGGCCGGCGGCGGGCAUUGCUGGUUAUGGCAGCUCGGAAAUGAAAGCAGCAGAGGCCGCUGCUUCUGAAGGCUGCGGGGAGAUCAGCACCCAGCAAAUGAGAAGCUAGUCCUGGCCCCGGAGGAGGAGGAGGAGUUGCUGAGCAUCUCUCUCCCGCUCCUGGUGUCCUUUAAAUGUGGAGCCUCGCUCUCCGCUCCUGACCCCUCGCUUACAUCACUAACCUGUGACAGGCACAUCUCUCCACGCCCGGUACCUGCUCCUCCAGCAGCUCCAGUCCUAGGAGCCUCUUUGUAUGCGGCAGACAUGGCCAGCCAGCAGGAUUCGGGCUUCUUUGAGAUCAGUAUCAAAUAUUUACUGAAAUCCUGGAGUAAUACUUCUCCGGUUGGCAACGGUUACAUCAAGCCCCCGGUUCCACCAGCUUCGGGCACACACAGGGAAAAAGGGCCACCAACCAUGUUACCCAUCAAUGUGGACCCAGACAGCAAACCAGGAGAAUAUGUCCUCAAGAGUUUAUUUGUCAACUUCACCACUCAGGCUGAGCGCAAGAUUCGCAUCAUCAUGGCAGAGCCACUGGAAAAGCCAUUGACAAAAUCUCUACAGCGUGGAGAAGACCCCCAGUUUGAUCAAGUCAUCAGCUCUAUGAGCUCCCUUUCUGAGUACUGCCUUCCUUCCAUCCUGCGGACACUGUUUGACUGGUACAAAAGGCAAAAUGGUAUUGAGGAUGAAUCCCAUGAAUACAGACCAAGAACAAGCAAUAAAUCAAAAAGUGAUGAACAACAACGAGAUUAUUUAAUGGAGAGACGGGACCUCGCCAUUGAUUUUAUUUUUUCUUUAGUAUUAAUAGAAGUUUUGAAACAGAUUCCACUCCAUCCUGUAAUAGACAGUUUAAUACAUGAUGUGAUUAACUUGGCUUUUAAGCACUUUAAAUACAAAGAAGGGUACCUUGGUCCUAACACUGGCAAUAUGCACAUUGUGGCAGACCUGUAUGCAGAAGUCAUCGGAGUGCUAGCACAAGCUAAGUUCCCUGCUGUCAAGAAGAAAUUUAUGGCUGAGCUGAAAGAGCUUCGGCACAAAGAGCAGAGUCCCUAUGUGGUGCAAAGCAUUAUCAGCUUGAUAAUGGGGAUGAAAUUCUUCCGAAUUAAGAUGUAUCCAGUGGAGGACUUCGAAGCAUCACUUCAGUUCAUGCAGGAAUGUGCACAUUAUUUCCUGGAGGUCAAAGACAAAGAUAUCAAACAUGCUUUGGCUGGGCUUUUUGUAGAAAUUCUUGUCCCCGUUGCUGCUGCUGUUAAAAAUGAAGUCAACGUUCCCUGUCUUAGAAACUUCGUGGAAAGUCUCUAUGAUACCACACUGGAACUUUCUUCUCGAAAGAAGCAUUCCUUGGCAUUAUACCCCCUGGUGACCUGUCUGCUCUGUGUCAGUCAGAAGCAACUGUUCCUGAACAGGUGGCAUGUUUUCCUCAACAACUGUUUGUCCAACCUUAAGAAUAAAGACCCCAAGAUGGCUCGAGUGGCACUGGAAUCUCUCUACAGAUUACUCUGGGUUUACAUGAUUCGAAUCAAAUGUGAAAGCAACACAGCUACUCAGAGCCGACUUAUAACCAUCAUCACAACACUUUUCCCCAAAGGAUCCCGUGGUGUAGUACCAAGGGAUAUGCCUCUGAACAUCUUUGUGAAAAUCAUCCAGUUCAUCGCCCAGGAACGUCUAGAUUUUGCAAUGAAAGAAAUCAUUUUUGACUUUCUUUGUGUGGGAAAACCAGCCAAAGCUUUCAGUCUCAACCCAGAGAGAAUGAACAUUGGUUUACGAGCAUUCUUGGUGAUAGCUGAUAGCUUGCAGCAGAAAGAUGGUGAGCCUCCCAUGCCAGUAACUGGAGCUGUGUUGCCUUCUGGAAACACAUUGAGAGUAAAGAAAACAUAUUUGAGUAAGACACUAACUGAAGAGGAAGCCAAAAUGAUAGGCAUGUCCCUGUAUUACUCUCAAGUUCGCAAAGCUGUAGACAACAUUUUAAGGCACCUUGAUAAAGAGGUGGGACGAUGCAUGAUGUUAACUAACAUCCAGAUGUUAAAUAAAGAACCAGAAGACAUGAUCACGGGUGAGAGAAAGCCAAAAAUAGAUCUUUUCAGGACCUGUGUUGCUGCUAUCCCUCGACUGCUUCCUGAUGGGAUGUCAAAACUUGAACUUAUUGAUUUGCUGGCCAGGCUCUCAAUUCACAUGGACGAUGAACUGCGACACAUUGCACAGAAUUCUCUUCAGGGGUUACUUGUCGACUUCUCGGACUGGAGAGAAGAUGUACUAUUUGGCUUCACUAACUUCUUGCUCCGGGAAGUGAAUGACAUGCAUCAUACCCUCCUCGAUUCCUCCCUCAAGUUGCUUCUGCAGCUACUAACCCAGUGGAAACUGGUCAUUCAAACACAAGGGAGAGUCUACGAACAAGCCAACAAAAUCAGAAACUCAGAGCUCAUUCCCAAUGGCCCCAGCCACAGAGUGCAGUCAGAACGAGGCCCACACUGCAGCGUCCUCCACGCUGUUGAAGGCUUUGCUCUGGUUCUGCUCUGCAGCUUCCAGGUAGCCACGCGCAAACUGUCGGUGUUGAUACUCAAGGAAAUUCGAGCUCUGUUCAUCGCCCUGGGUCAGCCAGAGGAUGAUGACAGGCCAAUGAUUGAUGUCAUGGAUCAACUAAGUUCUUCCAUUCUUGAAAGUUUCAUUCAUGUAGCAGUUUCAGAUUCGGCAACAUUACCACUAACACACAAUGUGGAUCUGCAGUGGCUAGUGGAUUGGAACGCAGUCCUGGUCAAUAGCCACUAUGAUGUGAAGAGCCCUUCCCACGUCUGGAUCUUUGCACAGUCUGUCAAAGACCCCUGGGUCCUCUGCCUCUUCAGCUUCCUCCGCCAGGAGAACCUGCCCAAGCACUGUCCCACGGCCCUUAGCUACGCCUGGCCUUAUGCAUUCACCCGGCUCCAGUCCGUGAUGCCGCUGGUAGACCCAAACAGCCCGAUUAAUGCCAAGAAAGCCAGCACGUCAGGCAGUGGAGACAACUAUGUUACCUUGUGGAGAAAUUACCUCAUUCUGUGCUUUGGAGUUGCCAAACCCAGUAUUAUGAGCCCAGGACACUUACGAGCUUCCACUCCAGAAAUAAUGGCAACAACACCCGAUGGUACAGUGAGCUACGAUAACAAGGCCAUAGGCACGCCCUCAGUGGGAGUUCUGCUGAAGCAGCUGGUGCCUUUGAUGAGGCUGGAGAGCAUUGAGAUCACAGAGUCCCUAGUCUUAGGAUUUGGAAGAACGAAUUCCCUUGUUUUCAGAGAACUGGUUGAAGAACUUCAUCCAUUAAUGAAAGAAGCUCUCGAAAGAAGACCAGAGAACAAGAAGCGCCGAGAGCGAAGAGACUUGCUAAGGCUUCAACUACUUCGGAUAUUUGAACUUCUGGCAGAUGCUGGGGUGAUAAGUGACAGCACAAAUGGAGCCUUAGAACGGGAUACCUUAGCCCUCGGAGCUUUGUUCUUAGAAUACGUGGACUUGACCCGCAUGCUCUUAGAAGCUGAAAACGACAAAGAAGUUGAAAUUCUUAAAGACAUUCGAGCGCAUUUCAGUGCCAUGGUCGCCAACUUGAUUCAGUGCGUUCCAGUUCACCAUAGAAGAUUUCUCUUCCCUCAGCAAAGCCUGAGGCACCACCUCUUCAUCUUGUUUAGCCAGUGGGCAGGACCCUUCAGCAUCAUGUUUACUCCUUUGGACCGUUACAGUGACAGAAAUCAUCAGAUAACCAGAUACCAGUAUUGUGCAUUAAAAGCCAUGUCAGCAGUGUUAUGUUGUGGUCCUGUGUUCGACAAUGUGGGCCUUUCUCCAGAUGGCUAUCUAUAUAAGUGGCUUGACAAUAUUCUGGCUUGUCAAGAUUUACGAGUUCAUCAACUAGGCUGUGAAGUUGUUGUCUUGCUACUGGAACUUAAUCCCGACCAAAUAAACCUUUUUAACUGGGCCAUUGACCGAUGCUACACGGGUUCCUACCAACUUGCAUCCGGCUGCUUUAAAGCCAUCGCAACAGUGUGUGGAAGCAGGAAUUAUCCCUUCGACAUAGUGACACUGCUAAACCUCGUUCUCUUCAAGGCUUCUGACACCAACAGAGAGAUUUAUGAAAUCUCCAUGCAGCUCAUGCAGAUCCUUGAAGCAAAGCUUUUUGUGUACUCGAAAAAAGUCACCGAACAAAGACCUGGCAGUAUUCUCUAUGGAACACAUGGCCCAUUGCCACCCCUCUACAGUGUGUCGCUAGCCCUCCUGUCAUGUGAACUGGCCAGAAUGUACCCUGAGCUCACUCUUCCUCUCUUCUCAGAGGUGAGCCAGAGAUUCCCCACAACACACCCAAAUGGGCGCCAGAUCAUGCUCACCUACCUGCUGCCUUGGCUGCACAACAUCGAGCUGGUGGACAGCAGACUCCUUCUCCCAGGGUCUAGCCCCAACAGCCCUGAGGAUGAGGGCAAGGACCGGGAAGGAGACGUGACCACCUCUCAUGGGUUAAAAGGGAAUGGCUGGGGUUCUCCAGAAGCCACGUCGCUGGUCCUGAAUAACCUCAUGUACAUGACAGCCAAGUAUGGAGAUGAAGUUCCUGGACCAGAAAUGGAAAAUGCUUGGAAUGCUCUGGCCAACAACGAGAAAUGGAGCAACAACCUGCGGAUCACCCUUCAGUUCCUGAUCAGUCUGUGUGGGGUGAGCAGCGACACCAUCCUCCUGCCCUAUAUUAAGAAGGUAGCAAUAUACUUGUGUCGAAAUAACACCAUCCAAACCAUGGAAGAACUGCUCUUUGAGUUGCAGCAGACGGAGCCAGUGAACCCUAUCGUCCAGCACUGCGACAACCCACCCUUCUACAGAUUCACAGCUAGCAGCAAGGCCUCUGCAGCUGCUUCUGGAACCACCUCCAGCAGCAAUACAGUAGUUGCCGGCCAGGACAGCUUCCCAGACCCCGAGGAGAACAAGAUACUGAAAGAAUCAGAUGACAGGUUUAGUAAUGUUAUCCGAGCCCACACUCGCCUUGAAUCAAGAUACAGCAAUAGUUCUGGAGGAUCAUAUGAUGAGGAUAAAAAUGAUCCAAUCUCUCCCUACACUGGCUGGUUGUUAACUAUUACGGAAACCAAGCAGCCACAGCCUUUACCGAUGCCAUGCACUGGAGGAUGCUGGGCCCCCUUAGUUGACUAUCUCCCAGAAACCAUCACUCCCCGGGGGCCACUGCACAGGUGCAAUAUUGCUGUGAUCUUUAUGACUGAGAUGGUGGUGGAUCACAGUGUGAGAGAAGACUGGGCCCUUCAUCUUCCAUUGUUACUUCAUGCUGUCUUCUUAGGUUUGGACCAUUAUCGGCCUGAAGUCUUUGAGCACAGCAAGAAGUUGCUUCUUCACCUCCUGAUCGCCCUGUCUUGCAACAGCAACUUUCAUUCCAUUGCUUCUGUGCUCCUGCAGACCCGAGAGAUGGGGGAAGCUAAGACGUUAACUGUGCAGCCAGCUUACCAGCCAGAGUACCUCUAUACAGGUGGCUUUGACUUCUUAAGAGAGGACCAGUCAUCACCAGUGCCAGACUCUGGGCUCAGCUCCAGUUCCACCUCCUCCAGCAUCAGCCUUGGUGGCAGCAGUGGGAAUCUCCCACAGAUGACCCAGGAGGUAGAGGACGUAGAUGCAACUGCUGAAACGGAUGAGAAGGCAAACAAGCUCAUUGAGUUUCUAACAACCAGGGCAUUUGGUCCACUUUGGUGCCAUGAAGACAUCACACCCAAAAAUCAGAAUUCGAAGAGUGCUGAACAGCUUACUAAUUUUCUACGCCACGUUGUAUCUGUAUUUAAAGAUUCCAAAUCAGGUUUCCAUCUGGAGCAACACUUGAGUGAGGUUGCACUACAGACAGCUCUAGCAAGCUCUUCGAGGCACUAUGCAGGCCGAUCUUUCCAGAUAUUUCGGGCCCUGAAGCAACCCCUGUCAGCACAUGCCUUGUCUGACCUACUGUCGAGACUGGUGGAGGUGAUUGGAGAACAUGGUGAUGAGAUUCAGGGUUAUGUAAUGGAAGCACUCCUGACCUUGGAAGCCGCUGUGGAUAACUUGUCUGACUGCCUGAAGAACAGUGAUCUCUUAACAGUAUUAUCUCGGUCUUCAUCACCGGAUCUAAGCUCCAGCACUAAACUCACAGCUAGCAGGAAGAGCACAGGACAACUGAACAUGAACGCUGGGGCUGCUGGUGGCAACCCCACAACCGCAGAACGCAGCCGGCACCAAAGAAGCUUCUCUGUGCCCAAGAAGUUUGGUGUUGUUGACCGAUCCUCUGACCCACCUCGAAGUGCCACACUGGACAGAAUUCAGGCUUGUACCCAACAAGGCCUUUCCUCAAAACCCAGAAGCAAUUCCUCCCUGAAGGAUAGCCUCACGGACCCAUCCCACAUAAACCAUCCCACCAACCUGCUGGCCACCAUCUUCUGGGUCACAGUCGCCUUGAUGGAGUCUGAUUUUGAGUUUGAAUACCUAAUGGCCUUAAGGCUUUUGAAUCGACUGCUGGCACAUAUGCCUCUGGAUAAAGCUGAGAACCGAGAAAAGCUUGAGAAACUCCAGGGGCAGCUCAAGUGGGCUGACUUCUCUGGGUUACAGCAGCUGCUUCUGAAAGGAUUCACUUCCCUCACCACCACAGACCUGACCCUGCAGCUUUUCAGCUUGCUGACACCCGUGUCCAAAGUGCCCAUGGUGGACUCAUCCCAAGCUAUUGGGUUUCCACUGAACGUUUUGUGUCUCCUGCCCCAACUCAUCCAGCAUUUUGAAAACCCCAAUCAGUUCUGUAAGGAUAUAGCUGAAAGGAUUGCUCAGGUUUGCUUGGAAGAAAAAAAUCCUAAACUUUCAAAUCUUGCACACGUGAUGACUCUUUACAAAACGCACAGCUACACAAGAGACUGUGCCACGUGGGUCAAUGUGGUCUGUCGGUACCUGCAUGAAGCAUACACUGACAUCACCUUGAAUAUGGUCACCUACCUGGCAGAGUUGCUAGAGAAAGGCCUCCCCAGCAUGCAACAGCCGCUCCUCCAAGUCAUCUACAGCCUGCUCAGCUACAUGGAUCUUUCAGUCGUUCCUGUCAAGCAGUUUAACAUGGAAGUACUGAAGACCAUUGAAAAAUAUGUCCAAAGUGUUCACUGGAGGGAAGCUCUGAAUAUCUUGAAGUUGGUUGUUUCUCGAUCAGCCAGCCUGGUGCUGCCUUCUUACCCACACAGUGAUCUCUCCAAGAUAGAAAUCCACCGAGUGUGGACUAGUGCUUCUAAGGAGCUACCUGGAAAGACUCUGGAUUUCCACUUUGACAUUUCAGAGACACCAAUCAUCGGGAGACGUUAUGAUGAACUACAGAAUUCCUCUGGGCGGGAUGGGAAGCCUAGGGCCAUGGCCGUCACCCGGAGCGCAUCGUCCACCUCAUCAGGCUCCAACUCCAAUGUCCUUGUUCCUGUGAGCUGGAAAAGGCCCCAGUAUUCCCAGAAGAGAACAAAAGAAAAGUUGGUGCAUGUUCUUUCUCUCUGUGGCCAAGAAGUAGGACUCAGCAAAAACCCCUCUGUGAUUUUUUCCUCGUGUGGGGACCUGGAUCUGCUAGAGCAUCAGACGAGCCUGGUGUCUUCUGAGGACGGUGCCCGGGAGCAGGAGAACAUGGAUGACACCAACAGUGAACAGCAGUUUCGAGUCUUCAGGGACUUUGAUUUCCUGGAUGUGGAACUGGAGGAUGGAGAGGGGGAGAGCAUGGACAACUUCAACUGGGGUGUACGCAGGCGUUCGCUGGACAGCCUGGAUAAGUGUGACAUGCAGAUCCUGGAGGAGCACCAACUCUCAGGAAGUACUCCCAGUCUAAAUAAAAUGAACCAUGAGGAUUCGGAUGAGUCAUCUGAGGAGGAGGACCUCACAGCCAGCCAGAUCCUAGAGCACUCAGACCUCAUCAUGAACCUCUCCCCCUCUGAGGAGGCCAAUCCCAUGGAAUUGCUCACCACUGCCUGUGACUCGAACCCUACAGACCCUCAUUCUUUUAAUACGAGAAUGGCAAGCUUUGACACUUCUUUGCCUGACAUGAAUAAUCUGCAGAUUUCUGAGGGGUCAAAGGCUGAAGCUGUACCUGAAGAGGAGGACACCACCGUGCAUGAAGAUGAUCUUUCAAGUUCCAUCAAUGAACUCCCAGCAGCUUUUGAAUGCAGUGACAGCUUCAGCCUGGAUAUGACUGAGGCAGAGGAAAAAGGCAAUCAGGGCCUGGACCAGUUUACUCUCGCAAGCUUUGGAGAAGGAGACAGGGGUGUGUCUCCCCCUCCCUCGCCCUUCUUCUCGGCCAUCCUCGCUGCCUUUCAGCCUGCUGCCUGUGAUGAUGCUGAGGAGGCCUGGCGCAGCCACAUUAACCAGCUCAUGUGUGACUCAGACGGCUCCUGUGCUGUGUACACAUUUCAUGUGUUCUCCUCUCUGUUUAAGAAUAUUCAGAAAAGGUUCUGCUUCCUAACCUGUGAUGCAGCCAGUUACCUUGGAGAUAAUCUCCGGGGAAUAGGAUCCAAAUUUGUCAGCUCUUCCCAAAUGCUCACCUCCUGCUCUGAAUGCCCUACGCUAUUUGUGGAUGCUGAGACUCUCCUUUCUUGUGGACUUCUAGACAAGCUGAAGUUCAGUGUUUUAGAGCUACAAGAAUAUUUGGACACCUACAACAAUAGAAAAGAGGCCACUCUCUCGUGGCUUGCAAAUUGUAAAGCAGCAUUUGCAGGGGGAUCAAGAGAUGGAGUAAUUACCUGUCAGCCAGGAGACUCGGAAGAAAAGCAACUGGAACUGUGUCAGAGAUUAUAUAAGCUGCACUUCCAGCUGCUGUUGCUUUUUCAGUCCUACUGUAAGCUCAUCGGCCAGGUGCACGAAGUGAGCUCCAUGCCGGAGCUGCUGAAUAUGUCCAGAGAACUGAGUGACCUGAAGAGGAACCUGAAGGAGGCCACUGCAGCUAUCGCCACAGACCCACUUUACAUAGAGGGAGCCUGGUCAGAGCCAACCUUCACAUCCACUGAGGCAGCCAUUCAGUCCAUGCUGGAGUGCCUGAAGAACAACGAGCUUGGCAAAGCACUACGGCAGAUCAGGGAGUGCAGAAGCCUGUGGCCUAACGACAUCUUUGGAAGCAGUUCUGAUGAUGAGGUCCAGACACUACUGAAUAUUUAUUUCCGUCACCAAACUCUGGGACAGACGGGUACUUAUGCCCUGGUGGGGUCUAACCAGAGCCUUACCGAAAUCUGCACCAAACUGAUGGAGCUGAACAUGGAGAUCCGGGACAUGAUCCGCAGGGCCCAGAGCUACCGGGUCCUCACUGCCUUUCUCCCAGACUCCAGUGUUUCUGGCACUAGUCUCUGACAGAAGCCUCGCGUCCCCCAUGGUUUCCAAGCUGGCAGUGCUGCCAUGCUGGGGCGACGUCAUUCAGUGUCUUCUCAGCCUUCACAAGGCUUGGACAGACUGUUCUCCCUCUUGUUACCUGUAGGACUUUUUCUAAAGAAGAUGACAGAACUUCCAAUGUGUAGCAAUACUCUCCAAACCAAGGUGGCAUAGGACCUCCUGAGACAGAGCCUACCCAUCAUGCUGUGUGGCAUACGUGUGCUAUCUUUCACUGAACAAAUGCAAUUCACUACUGAAGCGACUUCCAUUGCAUACCAAAGCCGACAACACUGAACAAUACCUUCCUUUCUAGAAACAGUUUUAGAUUGGCAGAAGUGCAAUGUUUUCUUCACACACAAAAAAAAUUUAUAUUCUAAAACUUGUACAUUCGUUCCCUUUCUCCUUUUUUUCCUUCCUUUAUAUUUUGUGGGGUUUUUGUUUCUUUUUUUAGUAGGUUGAAAAGGGGGCAGGCAGAAUGAAGCUGGCCAGUGGAAAGCUGUAAAACGGUCAAAAGCUGACAGCCUGUGUGCUUGAAAGGGAAUUGUAAAUGGACUAAAAUUUAAUGACACUGUUAUUUGAAUACAAUUACUGUAUCUAAAAGGAGCUGCUAUGAGGUACCUUUCUUAUGUUGCUAGGCUACUGUUUCUGAAGACCCUGGAUCUCUUUGCACCAGAGAUGAUCCAGAUGGACUCUUUUUAAGGAUCUUGGCUGCUUUUUACUAGAAGGUUGCUUUUAUGAGCAUAUUUAUACUACAGAAGGAUGUGUUAAUUUUAAUUAACUUUGCCAUUUUGUAGAAAAAAAUUAUUCACAUAAAUUCUAAGUCUUUUCACCUGUCAUGCAUGAACAUUUAAUAUCCAUUUGGAUAUUGAGAAAUAGUCAUAAAGGUAAAAUAUGAGUUGCCACUUUAAAAAUAAUGUCAUAUUUUAUUUGUAAUAUAUGUAAAGGACCAUUCUUAAGUUUCUUCCUUAAACCCAAUCCUGUCAAGUGUUAGAUGUGUGCAUGUGAAUCUGUUGCACAUCAAAAACAUAUUCAAAGUUUAUCUAUGUAACUUAUUCACUCUGUAAAUACAUUUAAAGUUUUUGUGAUGUAAUCUUGAUACUCUGUUCAGGACUUCCUUUAGACUAAAAAAGAAAGAAAAAUACACGUUGAUCAUGGAUUUUAUUUCUAGUUAAUUAAAAUAUUUGCCUUUGACACUUUUGUAGUUUUGCAUACGGUUGUCACCAUAACAACUCCAAGGCAUACCAUUCACAUGUAUUCUAUGAAUGGCACCCUUUGGGGUUUUGCAGUACAUAGCCCCUGAAUCUACAUGUAAGUUCAAUGUCUGUGCACAUGGGCACCAAAAUAAUGUAAUUUUCAACCAGUUAUCUUUUACCAACCAAAGAGAAAAAUGAGA
Messenger RNA from Nannospalax galili (Upper Galilee mountains blind mole rat), 10837 nucleotides. RefSeq names its product FRY microtubule binding protein (gene Fry). The record is from RefSeq and is a predicted model, not a curated record. NCBI's taxonomy places the organism in Eukaryota, Metazoa, Chordata, Mammalia, Rodentia, Spalacidae. Gene Ontology annotation, biological process: neuron projection development; cell morphogenesis. Gene Ontology annotation, cellular component: site of polarized growth; cell cortex. The coding region runs from base 385 to 9426 and encodes 3013 amino acids. The transcript is spliced from 61 exons.